Messenger RNA from Serinus canaria (Common canary), 6228 nucleotides. RefSeq names its product dual specificity phosphatase 29 (gene DUSP29). Gene Ontology annotation, cellular component: cytoplasm. The transcript is spliced from 4 exons. Bases 2801 to 3454 code for a protein of 217 amino acids. Gene Ontology annotation, biological process: negative regulation of MAPK cascade; protein dephosphorylation. Gene Ontology annotation, molecular function: MAP kinase phosphatase activity; protein tyrosine/serine/threonine phosphatase activity. The record is from RefSeq and is a predicted model, not a curated record. NCBI's taxonomy places the organism in Eukaryota, Metazoa, Chordata, Aves, Passeriformes, Fringillidae.
AAAAAAAAAAAAAAAAAAAAAAAAAAAAAAAAAAAAAAAAAAAAUCCCCCCCUUCCUCCCUCCAGUUUUUUCCAGCUCUUCCCUCUGCAUGGGACUUCAGUUCUCAUCCUUCCCACAGUUCCAUACUCUUGUUCAACAGGAAGUGUCAGUGGCACCAUGGUACCGCUGGGCGACUGCCCACGGGAGCUGAUCCCUGACAGCACACAGAUCUGCACGCAGAACAUGAGCAGGCUGGAUGCAGGCAAGGUUCUAGGAAUGGAGGGUGAUCUGUGUGUUCAAAGCACCAGCAUCAGUUACCAAUAACCCAGCACAGGUCAGUUUUUAGGAGUCCAAGGUAACAAUUCAACUUUCCAGAAGGCAGGCGCUUCCCUCUUCCAAAAUAAGAGCCUUCCUUCUGUGUUUUCUGUGUCCAGGCCCAAAGCACUUCAAGUCAUUGGCCACUCUCAAAACAUCUCAGCAGCUCAGAUUUUUUAGUUAACAAAAACAAAAAUAAUGGAAACACAAACAACUAGUCCUAAAAAUUGGACACAAUCCUGUGCAAUGUGCUCUGGGAUGACCCUGCCUAAGCAGGGAGAUUGGACCAGAUGACCCACUGUAGUUCUUCCAGUCUUACCUAUUCUGUGACUUUUCCAGGAGGUGAGUGACCUUCUGCACAUGUUCUCAGGACCCUACAGAGAGAAGGGAACAAUGGCUCAUAUUGUUUUGACAGCCAUUCAGACAGAAAAAUACUUAUUUUUCAGAUGCCUGCCUGAAAAUAAAUACCACAAAAUGCUGUAAUGCUAUUGAUCUCAUCAGAAAGACAACCUUGGUCAGAGACAAGCAACAGACCACUGCCCAUCCUAGGGGCACAAAGACCUCAAAGAGCAGCCGCCUCUCACCAGCACUGCCAGUCUGCUGGAUCAUCUUACCCAUGUUACCCAUACUGGGUCACCUGCAAGGAUAAAGUUAAAGCAACUGCUGCUAUGGGGUCUGUAUCUCCUCCUCCACAAAGUUUCUCUGUUAUCUGUAUAGAAAUAAUUUGCACAACAACCUUACAAGUUAUCUUAGAAGGCACAGCAGGUUUCUAGCAUCCAAGCUCUCUCUCAUUUUAAGAGUGACUAUCUGAAUAAUUGGCAGGGAGGAGCUUGGCUGCUCUGUACUGCAGAAACUUGGCUAGAGCGAUGCUGUUAGCAUGAAACAGCAGCAGAUCCAAUGCCCAGAACUUAAACUGAAACUGUUUGUUUUUACUUCACAUCUGUACUGCAGCAUUAGCCACAGGCCAUAGCUGAGUCUGGCCCUGGUCCUUCUGGGAUGAACUUCUAUAUUUUAAACAGACAGGGGAUGACAAAGGUGAUUGAAAGGAUUUCAUGCAACAUUAAAAAUAACUGACAGAGUCAGGAUUUUUUGUCCCCCUGAAAAUGAAUGGCAACUACCACAGGACUAGGGUACUUUGGAAAAAAUGGUCAGGCAACCUAAAUCUUUGGUAGAGCGCAGGCAUUUGUAGUCACAGAAGACUGUUUCUUUUCUUGCAAGAAAUAAAAAAAGUUCCACAAGACCUUUCUAUCAAUAGCUGGCUGGUUUUCGCAGGCACUGGUGUGACAGUAGAGAGCACUGUGAGGCAGAAAGACAGGCAAGUAGUGCAUGCAGGUGUGCUCAGAGAUAUCAUUCCCAGGAUGGUCAAUUCAACAGAAGAAAAAAGGUCCAGAGACGAAAGGACUGCUUCCAAUAUCACACGCUUGCCCUGACUGGUCUCUUGGCCUCUUUUUCCCACUCUCAGACAGAAGGCAAAGAUCUGAAGAAUUUCUUUUAAGAAAUAUCAAUACUCACAUGACAGCUGGAUCUUAGAUGCAAGCCUAGCUCCAAUAGCACCAAAAUCUCUUCCUAAGAGCUGCAACCUGCAGCUCUUAGGCAGCCAGCAUGAGGCAGGGUUUGCUGCAGAACAAAUGCCCAGGCAGAGGAUGCUAUGUGUGAUCCCCAAGGCCUUCAGCCCUGUGGCCAUGAAGGUUACAGCAGAUGAAGUACUGGAGUGGAAGAGGUGUGGCUCUGACACCAGGGGACCCAGCUUUGAUCUUUGAUGAACCCGGCUGUGAUUUACCAGGGAAAGUUUUAGGCUUUCUUCAGCAGGUAGUCAUGGAGCUUUUUAAGGAAGUAGAGAAUUUUUCAAAGGCUGGAGGAUGCACCUCUGCCUUUUUUUGGCAAGCUGUCACCAGAACUGGACCAUGCCGAGCACCUUGUUGCUCUCAGCAAAAAAAAGGCAUUUCAUAGUUAGAUGGGUACUGAGAGUGUUGGCACUGGAGAAAACCAAAACAAGAAGGAGGGGAAGAUGGUUUUCUGGUGGAGCUCAUGCAAGAGCCAAGGACCUUGUAAGGAUGCCACCUCUCCUAUUGCCCAUUGUUGUGCCAGUGCCAAGUCACUUGUGCACAGCAUGACAGGAAACAGCAGUGCAAUGCUCCUUACCCAUAAGCAGCAGUAAACAUAGCAUCGGCCUUGACAAGGGGACAACAUCAAAGAGGAUAUUUGUUUUAUUAUAGUCAACAUGCAGGCAUCCUGUUAUCUUAGUCACACCAAGACUAGGUAACUAAACUGCCAGGUUUAAUGUUUCAGGUCACAUCAGGGAAUAGUUUUACCAGCAGAUGUAAAGAUCAUCGUUUAGAGUGGGCAGCACUCAAGGUCAGAGUCAGCAAAUCCUCCUCUAAAAAUAGACUCUACUUGCACAGUUAGUGAGGCUUCUUUUGUCGUUCUGCUGCACUUCACAGGACCCAGUUACUUACUGCACCCACCUAAGCUUACAGUUUCUCGCACAUCCUGAGACCGCUACUUCAUGGACAAGAUGUCAUCAGGAAGCUGGAAUGCUGGGAAGAAAAAUGCAUAUACAGCAGUCAAAGUAGAUCCUGAUGAGGACUAUUGUACCCCAGGGGCAUUUGAACUGGAGAGGCUCUUGUGGAAGGGCUGCCCAAAGUACACUCACGUCAAUGAAGUCUGGCCCAACCUCUACAUAGGAGACGAAAAAACGGCGCUGGAUCGCUACAGCCUGGAAAAGGCGGGAUUCACCCACAUCCUCAACGCAGCCCACGGGCAGCGCAACGUGGACACGGGAGCACAGUACUACAGCAGCAUGGCUGUGCAGUACCAUGGCGUGGAAGCAGAUGAUCUCCCCACUUUCAACCUCAGCCAGUUCUUUUACUCGGCUUCCAAAUUCAUUGAUAAUGCACUUCAGGAUGAAAGAAGCAAGGUGCUGGUUCACUGCGCCAUGGGCCGCAGCCGCUCCGCCACACUGGUCUUGGCUUACCUGAUGAUUUACAAGAACAUGACGGUGGUGGAUGCCAUUGAGCAAGUGGCAAGGCACCGCUGCAUCAUGCCAAACCGGGGCUUCCUGAAACAGCUGAGAGAGCUGGACAUAGCGCUGGCACUGCAGAGGAGGAACAGCAAGAACAGCCUUGCACCUGCUGAGCAGCAGAACAGCACCACCAUCUAGCACCGUCCUGGCAUGGCUGUGCUACGGGAAAAGAAACUCCAUAAAAGGAGGGGAGGGGAGAGUCACAGAGUCAUAAGGAUCAUUUGUUAUUUGCUAGGAAAAAAAAAAACCCAAAGUAAUUUCAAACACAAUGUCAAGAUCAGAAAGAAGGGAAACCAAAUUUAAAGCUCAUCAUCUUAGAAAGUUCAAGCCUUAGAAGAAUUCUUUGUUACAUCAACAAAUAAGUUUUUCUCUCUGCAAAGAAACCCCAAACAUUUACAACACAAAAGCAAACAACUUAAAACUCUCUUAUAGCAAAGUACUCCCAAAAUCGUGAUCCUAACUCAAGCCCACAGCCUUUAAAGGAGUGCAGAUAGGCACUCCUGAAGAAAUCUUCAGGAGGAAAAGUGUUUUUCCUGCAGGAAAAACACUGAAUUGUUUAGUCCAGAGUCCUGAAGGGUUUCACAAGAGUUUGCCUUUUUAUGCUGUUUCCUGGCAAUUUUAUUUCUUUUUUCACAAUGAUAAUCCAGGGCAGCACAGCAGUUAGAGACCCUCUACAUGAGGAUCAACUUCACCAUGAGCUUUACAGACAGGAAUUCUAUAUCAAGUGAUAAACUAAAAGACAACAAAUAUCUGUAAGGAUUUCCCUUUGUCAGGCUACAUUUGUCUUCUUUCUUGUAUCCUGUAUGAGAUCUUGAUGACUGCUGUGACUGAAAGAGGAUUUGUCAUUGAUUCACAUGCAUAAUUGAUCACCCUCAGCACUACAGACAAUUGCCAGGGCCAUUCUUUCUAUUUACCAUGCUGAUAUAAAUUGAGUUUAUUUCCAUCAACCACCCUCUGCCAGAUGGACAAAUUAAACAGCUUAUAAAACUGAGACACAGACAGUGAUCUAACAUGGAAGAUUAGUACCUUUAGCAGUCCUUCGUUUCUGCUUAUAUCAGAGAUUCUUACCCUGUGAGUAAAAACCUGGCUGCAUUUUGCCCACUGCUAGGGGAUCAGGCAGCCUGAGUGUAACAACACUUACCAUUCCUGUCUUUGCCAAGGGGCUGAGUGCAGCUUCCACGAGAACCGGCAUUUGGCAGCUUCUGGAUGAAGUAUGUCCUGCUCCAAAGACAACUUCUUUCCUAGAACCAGGUCUUUCCUGACAGACUCUGCUGGCACAGCUGUGCCAAUCAAAGAGUUCUGAAGUAAACAUACUGUCAUUUACUUCCCAGCUUUUUUUUUUCCUACUGUUCUCCCAGAAUCAAUGAGACUAAAUCAGAAAAGCAGAACUUCUGGAACCAAAAAGUGAGGCAGCUCUUGCAAGCUGCUGAUCAGCUGAUUCACAAGUGCCAGCAGCACUGACUCCAGCUACAAGCCAGGACUGCAGGAAACACAUACUGAACAAGGCAAGUUGAUUUCUUUCUUGCCAACCACCAGUGGCAUGAAGCAUUCUGUAAGAGUGCAUGGCCAAAGAAGCCUCUUGCCUUUCACAAGAAUCAUCUAUUGCAAUUCUUGAAGAAUUUUUUGAAGACAUAAAAGCAAGAGCUCAUUCCCCUCUGGGAUAGUGCUAGAGCAUACAGUCAAAACUGACACUGCAAGGUGCAUGCAAGACAGAGACCAAGUACAUCUGUCAAGGAAAAAAAACAACCUUCUUAUUUAUCAGAAAUUUUAGUGCCAUAAUGCAAUUCACAGCUAAACACUUGUUAUGGGAAAAGAUGUAGGAUAGUCCCUUGUCCUCCUGGAAGGAAUUAAAUUCUGAAAUAACAAGAUUAUAUUGGAAACUUGCCUAUUGUGCAUACACUAUGCAUCAUUUCCCAAUCAACUCUUAACUCAUAUAUUGUAAACACAGAAUUUUAGCAAUAUGCUGGAGUCAGGAAGCUGUUUCAUGUUAGCAAAUAUCUGAAACGUUAAGAAAGUUUGAUUUGCUUGUAUGUUACUGGCUUCAAAACUUGAAACUGAACAGCAGCAGAUAAAGACCCAGGUGCCUUUUUCACUCACUGUAAAAACACACAAAUACAAAAAUCACAAGACAAAGCUAAACACACCUGAAGGCUGCACAUUACUGCAUCGAGAUCCACUUUCCUUUUCUUAAGCACAAAAAAGGUAAGUUACUUUGUAAAGAUGAAAACAAAGUGUAAGUACUAUGGAUACUCUCUGCCUUGAAUCAACAAAUCUGACAAUGUAAGGGCAUGAACCCAGAUCUUUCUUGUAUGGUGCUUUCCUUAUCAGGUGUUCUGAACUCCUAAAACACAAGUUACUCCAGAUUACCAUUUGACCAGCAAUUUUAGCUCUCAUUCAGAUUCACUAUUUUAGACUGCUGCUCCAUUGUAUUAAAACUCAACAGGGCAUGCACAUGAAUCUGUAGUAUCAAUUUCUUGAUUUGGCACCAUCACAUAUAAAAUAUUAUCUUUAAAGUUGUUUUAUAUACUGGAAUGGGGACAGUUUUCAGUCAAGAUGGCCCCUCCUUUCACCUUAACUACUAACCUUACUGCAGUGACAGGGGCAACAUUCACAUUAGAAGCAUUCUGAAAAAUUAUUACAGGGACUUUUUCUGGUGUAGGUUCACACAUCCCACAUUUGAAUUUGUCCACUCACAAGAUCCACAUAGAGACAGUCUUCUUGUCUUUAACAGACCUUCUAUUGCUACAUGAGAAGUGCUCAUCUAUGUGUAUGUUUGUGUGUGCCCACAUACAUGCAUAUACACACAACCCAUACAUGUAACGCAGAAUUUGCAUCAUCUUGUCACCCAGCAACAAUAACAAAGGAAGAGAUUACAAUUCUAUCAUUAAAAUACAGUUCAAACACCAUGUCUG